GCCCCGCGCAUCCAUGCGCUCUCUCUCUCUCCCGUUUCCUCCCUUUGGCUGCACUCAGUUCUUGCUGGCUGGCGAUGUAACGCGGCGCUUCUUGCGGUGCUCCUCGCUUUUCUUCCACCUUUUCUCCGGCGUUGCGAUUCCUUUCCUCCCCGAUCGCCUGCCAAAGUGGGGAGGAGGAAUUCGGGACCCACUCUUUCCCGGACUCUCUCCGCGGGGGAAAUCUUCUGCCGCAGCCGGAUCCGUGGGUCCCCCCCCCCUGGAAUCGAGGUAGCGUCAACCUUCGGCCAUGACCGACACGGUGGUCGGCAAUAGCAGCAGCCAGUGGAUGUAUCAGAACGACCGGCAGAUGGCCCUGCGAGGCGGAGCCCCCGGCAGGUGGUCGCCCCAUGGGAACCAGCCGGAGCCAGGACGGAAGGCCGAGGAACUCACCGAUGAGGAGAAAGAGAUCAUUAACCGGGUCAUCGCUAGAGCUGAGAAGAUGGAGGAAAUGGAGCAGGAGCGGAUUGGACGGCUCAUGAACCGCCUGGAGGACAUGCGCCGGAACGUGGCGGGCGACGGCGUGAACCGGUGCAUUCUCUGUGGCGAACAGCUGGGACACCCGGGGUCAAUGAGCGUGGUGUGUGAAGACUGUAAAAAGAACGUCUGCACCAAGUGUGGCAUCAAGACGACCAACAACCAACCCCACUCCAUAUGGCUGUGCAAGAUCUGCAUCGAACAGAGAGAGGUAUGGAAGCGCUCGGGCGCCUGGUUCUUCAAGGGUCUGCCGAAGCAGAUGCUCCCAGAGCCCAUGCCGAUCAGCAAGACCAAGCCCCAACCGGCAGCCCCUGAAUCGGCUCAGGAGCCUAAGCCGCAUCCCCAUCAGCAGAACCAAGGCCCGGCUGAAGGCGUCCCGCUGGUGGAGCAGGAAGCCUAUGGCACGGAGCCACCAGCCGUGGCUUCCAGUCGUGGAAAUUAUGCCCAACGGAACCGCAAAGCUUCCGAGGCCAGGAUGGCACCGAGCGGCAGCGAAUACCCGGGCGACGGGAGCGCCGAAAGCCGAGACUACGUGGCUGAGAAUGAAGUCCACCAGAGCCCUGGGGGUAUCAGGCGCGCCGAAUCCGUCCAAGCGGCAGGUGCGAGGCCCUCUCCUCCAGCUUCUGCCCAGUCGAGGCAGCCGGUCGAACAAGGUCCUCCCGGAGGGAUGAGACAAGGCCCCGCUGGCCGCUACCCAGAAAGACAAGGAAGCCUUUCGGCAGCGUCUCCUCCAGCCGACGUGGGCUAUUCCGCUUCUGGAGCGCCCAGGGAUGAGCGGCCCGUACGCCAGGUGGCACCGUAUAGCCAAGCUGCCGCCCCACCGGUGGCACCCACACCGUCGAGGCAGGCUCCUCAAGAAGAUGACGACGACGAAGCCAACAGCUAUGACUCGGACGAAGCAACCACCCUUGGUGCUUUGGAGUUCAGCCUGCUAUACAACCAGGAUAACAGCUCCCUGCACUGCACCCUCAUCAAGGCAAAGGGGCUGAAGCCGAUGGACUCCAAUGGGCUGGCCGAUCCUUACGUGAAACUCCAUCUGUUGCCAGGCGCCAGCAAGUCCAACAAAUUGAGGACCAAGACCUUGAGAAACACUCGGAAUCCCAUGUGGAACGAGACGCUCGUCUACCACGGCAUUACCGACGAAGACAUGCAGAGAAAGACGCUCAGGAUCUCCGUCUGUGACGAGGACAAAUUUGGCCACAACGAAUUCAUCGGCGAGACGAGGGUGGCGCUGAAGAAGCUGAAGCCAAACCAGAAGAAGAAUUUUAACAUUUGCCUGGAGAAAGUCAUCCCGAUGAAGCGCGCCGGGACGACUGGAUCAACGCGAGGCAUGGCCUUAUAUGAAGACGAGGCGGACCAAGGGGGUGACGUGGAGGAGCGAGGGAAGAUCCUGGUCUCCCUCAUGUACAGCACCCAGAAAGGGGGCCUGGUUGUUGGCAUCGUUCGCUGCGUCCACUUGGCGGCCAUGGAUGCCAACGGCUACUCCGACCCGUUUGUGAAAAUCUGCUUGAAACCUGACAUGGGGAAGAAAGCGAAGCACAAGACGCAAAUUAAGAAGAAGACGUUGAACCCAGAAUUUAACGAGGAAUUUUUCUAUGAUGUCAAACACGGUGACCUAGCCAAGAAAUCCCUGGAUAUAUCGGUUUGGGAUUAUGACAUCGGGAAGUCAAAUGAUUAUAUUGGUGGGUGCCAGCUGGGCAUCACGGCCAAGGGCGAACGCUUGAAACACUGGUACGAGUGCCUGAAAAACAAAGAUAAGAAGAUUGAGCGCUGGCACACCUUACAAAACGAGAACCAUGUGUCCAGCGAUUAGGGUGGGGGCCCUUCCUGGUCUGACAACACCUCUCCCCGUCCCGUAGAUUUCCAAGCAUCCUGUCUUCCAGUCCAUUUUGUGUUCCUUUGACUCCUCGGGGACGGGGGUGGGGGGAGAGAAUAAGUUUCCAUCUCCCGGCUUCCCCCUUUCCCCGGAGCAGCUUUCUCCUCCUCUUUCCUGCCAUUCCCACAACCACGAUCUACCGGGUUGAUUUUUCGGUUUGGUUAGCGUGGCACGUUUCCGUCGCCCUCUCCUGCCACGGGUGCAUUGAUGUCCAGAUUUUUCUUCCUUUCUUCUUUUCCCAAGCAAUAUCCCAACACCGAAACUUUAAAAAGGAGUCCUCUGCUUUUUCGGCAGCCGGGCGUCACCCUCUUUGUCUUCUUUUUUCUCUGAUGCCGUUGUGCUUUCUUCUUCUCUGGCCGAAGGAUAUUCUUUAAGUGGCCUUGAAUUUUCCUGCUUGCCUUCCUCUGGUUUCCAUCUCUGCAUGUGGGAAAAAAACCCUCUGUUUUUCUGAGCCUCGUCCUCCCUUGGCACCUUUCUGCGUUUCCUUUUCUCUUGACUGCCGUGGAAAAUACUUCUAGCAUCACCAACGGGGAAAUGCACGUCUCCGGUUUGUUGGCCCGGCUGCUUUGAGCAUGGGGGCAGCCGGUUCAACCGAGAACUACAAACAGCUGGAUUGCUUGAAGCCUUUCGAAACCAACAUCCGGGCUUUCUUAAACAGAAGAAACAGUUUCUGUUGGGGGUUUUCUCCUUUCCGUGUCUCUGAAUUUUGGGUUGUUCUCCCUCCCCGGCCAUGCACUCUUUGCUCCCAAAUCCUGCGCCGUCAACGUAAUCCUUGAGAACGGCAUGUUUCAUUCCUGACGGGCGCCUUGUAGCAGUUCCCCGGAACGCCUCGUCCGGACACUUCCAAGAAGGGAAGGUUGACAUCUUUCCCUGGUCGGCAACUAGACGGGCUGGAGGACCAAAAUGGAAAUACGUUGUGAUUAUCUUUUGCUCCGCCAUGACUGGCCGACUGGCCGAGAUCUGUUGAUGACAGGCUUCCCUAGGGGUUAUGUCCUUCUGGGGGGGGUGUUAGCAGGUUCUUUGAACGAGAAAAGACAACCGAUGUACUUUAAAAAGUACUUUAAAAAGAUGGAGGCGGCCUUCUCAUAUUGAAACCUGACAGAGGAAGCAUGGAAAAAGCUUUUGACCUCCCUCCAUCACCAGCCUUAAAUGUUCAGUGGUAUCAUCUCUUCCUGCUCAGACCAAGGGGUGUACAUUUUAACAAAACUCCGGCAGUAUCAUGAGACACCCCUCUCCAAGUCCCUCAUCUUUAGCCACAAUACAUUUUCUGCUUCCCAGAUCCGCAAUCAUCUAUGUCAUUGGCCCUGAGAAUCAUCUCGCCUUCUUUUCCUGAAUUAUUCAUCGUAGCUUUGCAUCCGGGUGGCCUAACGCUUUGCUCGGUAGCUUGGAAAAGUUACUGGAGAGGUGUGUGCAAAUAUUCCCCAUACCAUCAGAGACCACAACUAGAUAUUUCCAGGAGGAUCUCAGAAGGGUGGUCUCUUGAAGGACGGGACCAGCUCGUGCUGACAUUACCAUUACUUCUUCCCAGGUAUUAAGAGAGCAAUUUUAUCCAGUGCCUUGAACAUGGAAGUGAAGGGAAAAGGCUUCACCCAGAUUAGACUGUUUACUUCUCUCCUCUUGCAUCGUUUCCUUUUUUCACACGAGUGGUGGAUCUCCCGCUUCUCAGGCUGCCAAGAUCCUUUCCAGGCUUGGGGAAGUCCUGCUGGUUUUGCGGAUGCCAGGGGAGAAUUCUUGACCCAUUAUAUGCUCAGGAACACCUAGCCCACGUGGCCGAGCCAGCCUCUUCCUCUGCCUGGAUUGUGGGGUCUCAGUGUGUACUUCUAUUCACUUCUAGUAUAUGAUUUCCUCCCUCUGCCAGGGUUAAAAGGAUGCGAAGGGUCGUGGAUCUCCCCAAGGAAUUGGAGGAAAUGGGCAAAGCCACAAUGGGGUGACUAACAAUGGCUACACGCACCGUCAGCACAGAGGAUGCCAAUACCUCGUCGCACAUGCCGUCUCUUUAUUGCCAAACUGAAAGAAAUCUUUCCAAAUUGUCCACCGAGGUGAGGUCAAAUGAGGUUGUGUCCGCAUCUAGGAAAGAAGCCCCCAUAACUGCACCGGAUAUUAUUCUCCUCUUUUGUCAGGUCUCCUUUCUCCUCUCUCCUACGAGCCCGGGGAAGGCUUCCAUCUUUGAACGACAGGUGUGUUUUCUCAGGUUCCCCCCCACCCCCGUCGGUGCCGUUUUUGUAAGCCCGGAGUGAAAAUCCUCGUCUCCAAAAGAAAAGGAAGAAGAAAACCCUGUCCUUCGCCCCUCCCAAGAUGGUUUCCCCCCUUUCUUCUGCUGCUUCUCUUCCUCUUGGCAGUUUAUGACCUUUUGAACGAUACUCCCCUUUCUUUGUACAUAACGCAUGCACGUAGGGCUCAGGAACGGUGCCUCCCCCCUCCCCAUAACCCCCCUCCCCAGUCUGACCCCAUCCCUCCCUUUCAACAAGUGCAUUCUGUUCAGCAUGCAAUGACGUUCACCACGAAAAACAAUCCAAUCAUUUCCUUCUAACUAUUUAUCCGGCAACUGGGCUACCGAGAAACAGAAAUGCGUCCCUCCCCCUGGUUUUCCACUGCAUGCAGGUGUGACCCUCCCUCCCCGGCCUCUUCAUGCCAUACCUAAUAAAGUGACAAAAAAGGGGG
Pogona vitticeps (central bearded dragon) is the source of this 5050-nucleotide messenger RNA. It is a transcript of the gene RPH3A, whose product is annotated as rabphilin 3A. Gene Ontology annotation, cellular component: extrinsic component of synaptic vesicle membrane; postsynaptic membrane; synapse. The record is from RefSeq and is a predicted model, not a curated record. Gene Ontology annotation, biological process: intracellular protein transport; regulation of calcium ion-dependent exocytosis; spontaneous neurotransmitter secretion. Gene Ontology annotation, molecular function: small GTPase binding. NCBI's taxonomy places the organism in Eukaryota, Metazoa, Chordata, Lepidosauria, Squamata, Agamidae.